AUGAACGUCUGCCAAGCUGUGAAUAGUGCUUUACAUGUCGCUAUGGAAACGGACAAAACGGCAGUACUUUUUGGUGAAGACGUUGCAUUUGGUGGUGUGUUUAGGUGUUCCGUCGGGUUGAAAGACAAGUACGGCGCAGAUAGAGUGUUCAACACUCCUUUGUGUGAACAAGGUAUCGUCGGUUUUGGCAUAGGUGUAGCUGUAGGCGGAAGUACGGCGAUAGCUGAGAUCCAGUUUAGUGACUAUAUCUUCCCAGCGUACGAUCAGUUAGUAAACGAAGCAGCUAAGUAUCGAUACCGUAGCGGUGGGAUGUUCAACUGCGGCUCCCUGACGGUGAGAUCCACUUAUGGUGCCGUCGGACAUGGUGGUUUGUAUCACUCGCAGAGCCCAGAGGCGCACUUCACUCAUACUCCUGGGUUGAAGAUACUCUAUAGAAUUGCAGCAGAAGAAGUACCGACGGGAGAUUACACAAUUCCCCUUGGUCAGGCUGAGGUCGUCCUGAAAGGCUCUGACAUGACAAUAGUUACAUGGGGAACCCAAGUUCAUGUUGCACUCGAAGCUGCACAAAUGGCCAAAGAGCAGUUGGGAAUGUCCAUUGAAGUUAUCGAUCUCGCAACGAUCCUCCCCUGGGAUGAAGAUACAGUUGUUGAGGUGAGUAAUAAGGGAUACAUGUAUGAAAGACGC
Molecule: messenger RNA, 684 nt
Organism: Cooperia oncophora
Lineage: Eukaryota; Metazoa; Nematoda; Chromadorea; Rhabditida; Trichostrongylidae
Source: the annotation of a GenBank genome assembly